Messenger RNA from Ostertagia ostertagi, 393 nucleotides. The record is from the annotation of a GenBank genome assembly. Lineage: Eukaryota; Metazoa; Nematoda; Chromadorea; Rhabditida; Trichostrongylidae.
AUGCAUUGGUACCAUCAUGCACUCACCUUUGUCUACGCCACCAUCACCUAUUCUGAGCAUCAAGCUUGGGCCCGAUGGUCGCUUGCACUCAACCUUACAGUUCAUACCAUCAUGUACUUCUAUUUCGGAGUUCGAGCACUAAAAAUCGACACCCCACGACCGGUGGCGAAAUUCAUCACAACAAUUCAAAUUACACAAUUCGUGAUCAGCUGUUACAUAUUCGCACAUCUUGUCAUCAUCAAAAGCUAUAAUCAAAUUCCGAACUGUGCUGUAAGCUGGAAUGUCCUAUCAAUCGGUGGUCUCAUGUAUCUCAGCUACCUCUACCUAUUCGCCGAGUUCUUCUACAACGCUUACAUCAAGAAGCGAUCACCAGCAAAAGCAAAAUCUCAGUAA